AUGAACGGCUACCCGACCCACUCGUUCUCACAGCUGACUGUAGACCCCGCAAAGUUCGUCUACCACCCCACCCCGCAACGGUCCCCGUUGACUAAGCAAGUGGAUCAACUUGAAUAUUAUAUUCCCCAAAAUAAAUACGCCAAGAACCCGUGGAGUUAUGCGCCCGAGUUCCUGAAGGUCUUCACGGAUGUCAGAGUGCCGGAGGGCGGAAAGGCGGUGUUCGAUUGUGUUCUUCUUGGAUCUCCGAGGCCCAGGGUAAGGAGAGUUUUCACUGUAGCGGGAAGGGAAUUUAUCGUAGUUGUUUAUCAUGGAUUUUAUGGAAAUUUGGAGCUGUUUUUUUAUAUCGGACAAGUAAAAAUCAUUGAAAAUUUUAAGCUGCGUUUUGCGGGCGCCGCCGAAAAAAUAAACUUGGACCUAUUACACGAAGAAAUGGGACAGUUUCCAUGCCAAAAUUCACUGGCAAAAUUGACAAAGGCCCCAAAUUUUUCGCCAAGAAAAUCACCUUCUAAAUCGCCGCCAAUUUUUGCGUGGAAAGAAAUUCCGAAAACGCUCGGAUUCCAGUAGAAAAUUUGAGGAGGGUUUUCAUUCCAAAACUUGCAGAAAAGUAUUGAAUUUGUCUUUUGCAGGGACAGCCGAGAUUUUGAACAACCUCAAAAUUUCGCGUGAAAAAAAUUGUUUUUUUACGGUAUAUAUACCGCGGUAGAAAAUAGGCAUGAAAUUUUUCAUGACAAAACUUGCAAAAAUGUGUCACAUUUCAUUUCUUCCAGCUUUUGACCUAAAAAAUAUCGGUCGUUUCUGCAACGCGCGAGCUUGUAAGCUCGCCGAAAAUUGAUCCUAAAUUUGUGUCCUUUCUAUCAAAAUUUGAGCGUCGCAGUUCAACCACUUCCCUUGUUAUUCACACUUCAAUAUAAACCUCUCUUCUCCAGGUCUGUUGGCUCUUCAACGACGAGAAACUCACCAUGGAAGACGUCAUUGUUGAGGACACUGCCGACUUGUGCCGAAUAACCAUUCCAUACGUCCAGUCCUAUCAUUACGGAACGUAUACGGUGCUCUGUGAGAACGAGGUGGGCAGAGCCAUCACGAGCGCUUCACUACUCCCAUUUUAUGCUGAUUACUAACUAAAAUUAGUCAUUGUAAAUUCUUGGUUUUUCGCGAUGAGUUUUUGCUAAUAAAUAUGAGCACAACUUGUGUCAAAAAGAAGAGUUUGAACAUGUCUUUGCACUGUGCGGUUGGGAUCGCAAGGUGGCUUUGCGCGAUGAACAAUCGGCACGGUGCGAAUGAAGAACGCACUGUGAAGUUUCGGGAGCGAUUGGAAAGCGCACUGUACGGUUUCCGAAGCGAUGGAAAAACGCACUGUGCGGUUUCGGAAGCACUUCAAAAACGCACUGUGCAGUUCUCGUUACUAGUCAGAUGCGCACUGUGCAAUUUCUGGACCGAUUGAAUAACGCACUGUGCAGCUUCUGGAGAGAUUGGAAAACGCACUGCGUUGUUUCUGGGGUGAAUGAAAAACACACUGUGCAGCUUCUGGUGCGCUUACAAAAGGCACUGUGCGGUUUCCGAAGCGGCUGAAAAACGCACUGUGCAGCUUCCGAAGAACUUAAAAACGCACUGUGCAGGUUUCGUUACUGGUCAAAAGCGCACUGUGCAGUUUCUUGGGCGAUCGAAAAGGCACUGAACAGUUUGCGGGGCGAGUAAAAAACGGGCUGUGCAGUUUCUGGUGCGAAUGAAAAACACACUGUGCAGUUUCAAGAGGUCCUUAGUAACGCACUGUGCAGCUUCCGAUGUGACUAAAAAACGAACUGUACAGUUUCUGGAGCUCUUUAGCAACGCUGUGCAGUUUCUGAUGUGAGUGAAGAGAGCACUGUGAAAUUUUCGAAGCGAUUGAAAAGUGACUGUGCAUUUUCCGAAACGAUUGGAAAACGCGAACGACGAGGCGACACAUUUGCCGCGACCAACCCACAUUAUUUUCCCGACUGACUAAUAGUAAAAGUAAACUAGAGACUGUAAACCGGCUUAUACACAUUGUAAUAAUACUAAUAGUUUCCUGAAGUGACGUCGCCGAAACAAACACCGACUACAUGUGCUUUAGGGGGCCUUAAUGGUUUCACAGAAUGAAAUUCAACCGACCUCAGAUUAGCCGGCUGAUGCGACGCGGGCUGUUUUUGCGGUUUUCAGCCGGUCUUUUCGAAACAUUUCCCAACUAAAUUCAACCCAUGUUAUAGUAGAUUUGUAAGGCUACUAUAAGUGAGAAUUUCACAGGCGGGAAUUUUAGAAUAUGGCCAAGGUAAUCAGCACUCUCCUGGCGCUCUGUUUCCUCCACCACGUGAAGGCGCAAUGUAAUGGGACCGGAAUUUGGUCCGAGUGGCUGUCGUAUGGGAGUUGCGCCGAGCAAACGGACGGGUCGUUCGCGAUGGUCCGAUAUCGCGAUUGUGACCCGUUGCCGUCGGGUUGCAUCGCUGAUUCGCCGUACAUUUGCAAGUAGGAGUUUGAGGAGCGGGAUAGGGGAAGUGGUCCAAGUGCGACGCUGAGAUUUUGAUUAAACAUGGCACAAAUUUAGAAUAUCUUUUGUGAAGAAUUAUGCGACAUUUCUCCUGCUACGUCUUUUUCAAAAUUACCCAGAUUUUUUGCUCGCGGCUCACAGUGCCUUUUGCCUUUAUUGGCGACGGGCCUUUCUAUCAGUCUGUCGGGAAAAUAGUGAGCACAAGUUUUUUCUCUGACCACUCUCCGCGUUUUGCGCCCUCUCUCAGCUGCCCUUGUAAAAAGCCAAAAUUUUCGAGAAUUGCCGAGAAGUCCGAGCGUCGCACUUGGAACCAGAGAUUGCCACGGCUCCGGAGCCGGCUCUUGGCUCCGGCUCUGGGCGGCUCCGGCUCCGAGACGGGAGCCAAAGCCGGAGCCGGAAAUUUUAGGGUCGGCUCCGGCUCCCGAGCCCAAAGUCGGAGUCAGGUUUCCCAGCGGUCAGAAAAGUAAAAAUUUCAUGAUUAUGUUAAAUCAAAUUGCUUGAAAAAAACACUGCGGAGGAUGCGACUUGACUGCAAAAACGUUGGCUGUAUGAUCUCUGGCACUAAUAACUUUUAUUUUUGGAAAAAUAUUUUUAAAAAAACAUUUUGCAUAGGAGCCGGGAUUCGGAGCCGACGGCCUUUCUAAAUUUUGCACGGAGCCAAGAGCCGGAGCCUGAGCUGCAAAUUUGGCCUCGGCUCCGGCUCUGGGCGCUAAGAGCCGGAGCCGGUGCCGAAAUUUUGACCGUGGCAAUCUCUGCUUGGAACCCAUCUUUGGAAUGGACGCCUGUUAUUUAUAGUGAAUUUUUAAACUUGAAUACUUUUAGCGGCGAGUUCUCAUCGAGUAUGUCUUGCGGUAAGUCAUUAAAAAACCAGUUUCUCUUCAGCAUUUUAAAUUAAUCUCAGUGUGUCGGGAAAAUAAUGAGUACAAUGUCGCUGGAUUGAAAAGCAAUUUUAUUUUGCCGCGAGACAAUUUAUUUCCUCGGCGGUGAUGCGAUUUUUGAUGCGACAGAUUGCUCAUUAUUUUCCCGACAGACUAAUAAAAGUUUAACUCUUUCUUUUGUAGACGGCACAAUCUCCUCGACAUUGACAUCAUUGUCAUCUUCAUCCCUCGCCACAACCGUUGUGAUUUCGACUAGAAGAAGAACCACUCUCCCUGUUCCAACGACCAUUCAUACUUCAACGUCGACUCUUCAUACGUCAACUCAUGCAGCGGCACCGACCCGAACUCGAACUUCAACGUCUACUUCCACCACCACCACUACUACUCCUGCUCCUACAAGUACGCCAGCCGCAGUAACUACUCCAGUCGCAAUAACUACGCCAGUCGCAACAACCAUUCCAGUCGUAUUAACCACUCCACUUGCUACAACUUCGACGGCCGCUCCAACCCUGCCUAGUGGAAAUAAUCUUCCCUCGUGCUCGUGGGCCGACUGGGGAGCCUUCAGCAGCUGCACGGACACUUGUGGAAUGUGUGGAACACAGCAGAGGUUCAGGACUUGUUCGAGCACAACUUGCACUUGCUCUGGGUAAGCGAUUAUAAGAGGGUUUUGGGCAAAGACCUCAAAAUGUCUCCGCACUCUUGAAAAAGCGUAAUAGUGCUAGUCGUGUCGGGAAAAUAAUGAACACAAUGUAGCUGCGCCGAUCGUGCUUCUGAAAAGGAAAGUACUUUUAUGGGGGCUCCUACUUUUUGACCGGACAUAUCUCAAAAAAUCAGAAAAAAUGUGCUGAUCAAGGAUAUAUAAAUCUUAGCUGCCCAUUUUAGGUUUUUAGGGGUGAAAACUCAAUCGGAAGUUGACUUAAAGUCCUAUAUGAACCCCUUUUCGCUUAAUUUUUCACAGGUUUACAAUUUUUAUUUUGACUUAAAAUGAUGUUUAUUGACUUUCUAAGACGUAAUAAAUCAGUCUUGGCACAAAAAUUUAUUUUUCCGACCUUCAUCUUCAAAAAAAGUUGAUUCGGCCCAAAAGGGAUAUCGAACCCGUGCGGCGUUCCCCCUUUGAUUCGCAGACUACGGCACUAGCCACUCGGCCACACCGCUCUCUUACGAAGGAAGAGACCGAAUGCGCUUUUUAUCGUUUCGAAUGCCUGCACCUUUUGUAGGGAAAUUAAGCCAGUUUUUGGGCAUUUUCACCUAUAAAAACCUAAAAUGGGCAGCUAAGAUUUAUAUAUCCUUGAUCAGCACAUUUUUUCUGAUUUUUUGAGAUAUAUCCCGUCAAAAAGUAGGAGCCCCCAUAAAAGUACUUUCCUUGUGAAGUGAAAAGCAUUUUUUUUCCCGCGACAAUUCAAAGGCGAUGCAAUUUUCGACACGACAGAGUGCCCAUUAUUUUCCCGACAGUAGAUAAAAUUAUUGAUGAUUUUCAGGUCAGCAUUUGAGAAUGUGGCCUGCGGCAGUAUGGUCUGUCUCUAUCCGCGCUCCAGUUGCUGUACCGGCUAUUCUCCCACCUCUAAUGGGUCCGCCUUUGUCUGUCAAAGCACCACUACCACCGGAUAA
Messenger RNA from Bursaphelenchus xylophilus (pine wood nematode), 4986 nucleotides. The record is from the annotation of a GenBank genome assembly. NCBI's taxonomy places the organism in Eukaryota, Metazoa, Nematoda, Chromadorea, Rhabditida, Aphelenchoididae.